Molecule: messenger RNA, 3026 nt
Organism: Physcomitrium patens
Lineage: Eukaryota; Viridiplantae; Streptophyta; Bryopsida; Funariales; Funariaceae
Source: RefSeq, a predicted model, not a curated record
CAUGGAAAGAUGAACAAAACUCGUUUCUCAGUCUCGGACGCAGGCGAUUGAAGCUUGAAGGGCGAGAAGUCGAAGACACACUCGCAACAACGAUGGCAAAUGGAUCCAGAUUUCAGAAGCUGUGCAACCCACAUCUCUAAAUUCCAAAACACUGCGAGCAUCAAGCAUGUGAAGGAUUUCAUGGGUGGAGAAUGGGUUUCGGAAGUGUGGAAUGUUGCGCAAUCUGGUGUGGGUCUUGAUCUCCGCAGAGAGAGGGAAAUCGUCAUUGCCGCCGAUGAAUCUGGUGGGUUGUCGAUGUGGAGUUUUAGCGUGUGUAGGACGAGUGAUCACGACAUGCGUCGUCACCUCAUCCGGAUGGCGAUCACUGCAGGGCGUCACCGCUGACUAGGCACCCACAACGUUGGCCAUCAUGCCAACAAUUUGUGCUGCCACAAGUGCCUCAAGGUUUGUUCGUUUCGCUUCCUUCCGCUGCUGGAUUCCCAUCGUUGUGAUCACGCUUGGGUAAUUUUCGGGUUUGCAAUCAACCUGCUGGACCUGUAUCAUGUGACUGGAGGUAGGGUCAGUAUCUCAUAACAGAGAGGAUUGUUUUUUAGAGUGCACGAAGGAGCCUCUGGUUGCUCUAGUUUGAACGCGCGUCGCGAUCCGAUUUACUAAAUCCGACUUUCUCCCGAUCGGCAGAUUUCCUUGAUUCGGUGUCCGGUUGGAAGCGAGCUGCUGUUGUAGCAAUUUUAGGCGACGAAGAUUUUCGAUCAACUUCGAGUUUUCAGGAUAGUGACGCUGAGACAGGGGUAACAGAAUUAGGCGUUUGCUGAUAGAAGUUUCCCACAUGGGGCGCUUGUUUCGAACACGGGGUUGGUCCGCUCCUCUCCUUGCACGACGUCACGAUUUCAAUCCAGGGUGCUUUUCCCGCAACGUUCUUGAAGAAACCUACUCUCAAAGACCAUUAAAAGGAAAGGAAAGCAGCAAUUUUUCUCAAGGUCGUUCAAGGUCGGAUUACGAAGGUAUCCAGUUCACGGCAGUAGUUCAGAAACAUGAUGGUCUGUUCAAAGGAAUUUUAGGUCACAGAAGCUUGAUGUCAGUGGAAGGAUCACGUUCACGUCAUUUUCAAGUUGGGCUUGACCGGCUCCAGAGUGAGCAGACACGAAAAUUUAGUGCUGAAGCCAGUAGUGAUGAAUCACGAGAAGUCAUGGAGUAUGAUGUGGUCAUAGUGGGAGGGGGACCGGCUGGGCUCGGAGCAGCUAUCCGAUUGAAGCAGCUGUGUCAAGAGAAGGGCAGCGACCUCUCUGUUUGUGUUGUCGAGAAAGCACCAGAAGUAGGUGCACAUAUUCUAUCUGGAAAUGUGUACGAGCCGCGUGCCUUGAGUGAGCUUUUCCCAGAUUGGAAGGAGCAAGACGCUCCAGUGAAGGUGCCGGUUACAGCUGAUAAAUUUUGGUAUCUAACCGAGAAACGUGCUAUACCACUGCCGUCCCCUUUUAACAACCAGGGAAAUUAUGUCAUUAGUUUGAGUCAGCUUGUUCGAUGGUUAGGGGCCAAAGCUGAGGAACUUGGGGUUGAGGUUUAUCCAGGCUUUGCAGCUAGCGAGGUUUUGUACGAAAACGACCGUGUUGUAGGAAUAGCUACAAAUGAUAUGGGUAUUGCCAAGGAUGGUUCAAAAAAAUCCAUUUUUCAGCGGGGAAUAGAGUUGAAAGGUCGACUUACUUUCUUCGGAGAAGGUUGCAGAGGUUCUCUGUCUGAGACUAUUCUUAAGAAGUAUCAAUUACGCGAGCAAGUUCAAGCGCAGCACCAAACCUAUGCUCUUGGAAUCAAGGAGGUGUGGGAGGUCGAGGAGAGCAAGCAUAUACCGGGUUAUGUUCUUCACACCGUGGGUUAUCCAUUGGAUUACAGAACCUACGGUGGAACCUUUUUAUAUCACAUGGAUAACCGACAGGUUGCCAUUGGACUUGUGGUAGCACUAGACUACAAGAAUCCUUAUUUGAGUCCAUACGAAGAAUACCAGAGAUUUAAGCAGCACCCUUCAAUACGGCCAAUGCUGGAAGGGGGGAAAGUGAUUCAAUAUGGUGCUCGUACCUUGAACGAGGGUGGAUUUCAGUCUAUACCCAAAACGGCCUUUCCAGGAGGUGCUUUGUUGGGUGACAGUGCCGGGUUUCUCAAUGUUCCAAAAAUAAAAGGCUCACAUACUGCUCUGAAGUCAGGUAUGGUAGCUGCAGAGGCAGCUUUUGAAGCGCUGGGGAAGUCUGAGCAGCCAAGUAUGGAGGCGUAUUGGACGGCUUUGCAAAAAUCAUGGGUGUGGCAGGAACUAAAGUCUGUUCGCAAUAUUCGCCCUGCCUUCCACUAUGGGUUGCUGCCAGGCAUGACACAUGCUGCUUUGGAUCAUUACUUGUUGAGGGGGAAGAUACCAUUUACUUUGCGACAUGGUCCUUCAGAUCACAAAUGUACAGAGCCAGCUUCAAAGCAUAGGCCAAUCUCUUAUGCAAAACCUGAUGGUGUGAUAUCCUUCGACUUGUUAACGUCUCUUUACAGGAGUAGUACAAAUCACGAGCAUGAUCAACCACCACAUUUGCGUCUACGUGACCCUCAAAUUCCUGAAUCUGUAAAUUUACCUAAAUACGCAGGGCCAGAGUCCCGAUACUGCCCAGCUCGAGUAUACGAGUAUGUUACGGACGAGAAUGAUAAAAUGAAAUUGAAUAUUAAUGCUCAAAAUUGUCUUCAUUGCAAGGCCUGUGACAUAAAGGAUCCAACACAAAAUAUUCAGUGGACUGUUCCAGAAGGAGGUGGUGGUCCAGGCUACACAGUUAUGUGAGAUAUAUAUAUUUACCGUAGGAAUUGUGUAUAAAGGAUCUUAAGUUGCGACGUUUAUGCAUCACGGACUCAGUCGCUGGAAUUUUAAUUUUUUGGGGAAUUUCACCCAUACUUUAAACUUGGCUUUAUAGGUUGCCGAGUUUUGAUAGAUUCUUAAAAUUACUUGCUGGAACUUACUUGGAAUUGUACUAAUAAAAGCGCUGCAAUUCUGCUUGUAUUGAAUCAAA